Molecule: messenger RNA, 5099 nt
Organism: Pantherophis guttatus
Lineage: Eukaryota; Metazoa; Chordata; Lepidosauria; Squamata; Colubridae
Gene: TCP11L1
Product: t-complex 11 like 1
Biological process (GO): signal transduction
Source: RefSeq, a predicted model, not a curated record
AAGAAGCUCGGCGUCUGGCCUCCCGUGUGGCUGCUGUUGGUACUGCGCUGCCGGCGGCGCCGCACCCUGCCUCGGUUUACCGCCUCUCCACCCCGCCUCGUUUGGGAGCUGAUCGCAAGCGGGGGGCGAAAAGUUGACUCCGCCCGCGCAGAAGUCUUGAUCCUGUUUGGUUUUACUGGCUUGAAAUUAUCAUCUUGUUUUCGUGAUUUUUUUCCUAUACCUAUACAUAUUCAUAACUUAUUAUAAGGACAUUAAAGUGAAAAGAUGUCUCAGGAUCCAAACAUACCAAAUGUAACUGAGGGAAAAUCAGAUGUGCCACAGGAUAAUCAACAGGACCAUGUGGACAAUGCAGAGCAGUGUGUCCGAAAGAAGAUUCGACAGAACACACCAAGUCCUAGUAGAAGCAACAUAUCUGAGGCUAGCCCUGCUCAGUUUGUGUCAGUGGAGGAACUGAUGGAUACAGCAAAAGGUGUUACAAACAUGGCCUUGGCCCAUGAGAUUGUUAUCAAUGGAGGUUUUCAGAUUAAGCCGACUGACUUGCCAGAAAACAGUCUUGAAAAAAGAGUAAGAGAUAUUGUCCACAAAGCUUUUUGGGAUUGCUUGGAAACACAGUUAAAAGAAAACCCCCCUUCAUAUGAUCACGCAAUUAAACUUGUAGGAGAAAUUAAAGAGGCUCUCUUGUCUUUUUUGCUGCCUGGCCAUACUCGAUUAAGAAAUCAGAUUACUGAUGCUCUUGAUCUGGAGCUGAUAAAACAGGAGGCUGAGAAUGGUGCCCUUGACAUUUCUAAGCUGGCAGAAUUCAUCAUUGGAAUGAUGGGGACACUCUGCGCUCCAGCGAGAGAUGAAGAAAUCCAGAAGUUGAAAGACAUUCGUGAAAUUGUUCCCCUGUUCAGAGCAAUUUUCUCUGUGUUGGAUUUGAUGAAAAUGGACAUGGCUAAUUUUGCUGUCAGUAGCAUUAGGCCACAUUUAAUGCAGCAGUCAGUAGAAUAUGAAAGAAAGAAAUUUCAGGAACUAUAUGAAAAACAGCCAAAUUCCUUAGAUUUUGUGACUGAAUGGCUGCAAGAGGCCAUGGUUGAUCUACAAUCCAAAGUUGCCUGUGCUAGUAAUAAUGGUGCUGCCUCACCCAGUAGAGUCCCGGCACUGAGUCCUGUUGCUGUACAAAAUCAUGCAUAUAUCCAACUACUCAAGUGGAACCAUCUGCAGAAACCUUUUCCAGAAACUGUCUUAAUGGACCAAAGCCGUUUCCAAGAAAUGCAGCUGGAAUUGGACCAGCUUAUUCUAAUUGGUGCUAUUCUUCUGGUCACAUUCAAUGCAUCAGGCACAGCUCUUUCUGAUUUGCCAGUUUUUACCAACGAACUCAAAAUGGCUAUCCAAGUAUUGCUGACAGGGCUACACCUUCCUUCCUUCAACUUGGAUGAAACUUUGGCUGUUGUAAGUGAAAAGAUUUGUGCUGAAGUUAACAGUUGCCUUUCCCAGCAUGGCUUCACACCAUUUACAUCUGAAAAAGUGAUUGUGCUUAAAGGACAAAUCCAGGCUCUUGCCAAUCCUGAUAAUGCUGUAUGCAAACUGAUAGAUUCAAGGAUCCAGUUGUUUUUAGAGAAUUACCUUGCUUGUGGUCAUCAGAAAUCACUUCCUCCUGUGCCUGGUGGAUUGGCCCCUAUUCAGAGAGAGCUGAAGGAGAUUGCUAUCAAGUAUAUUCGCCUUGUUGACUACAACAAGCUAGUUUUCAGUCCUUAUUAUGAUUCAAUUCUCAGCAAAAUAUUGAAUAAAGAGUUUCCUUAGCUGUGAAGAAAACUGAAAAAUGCCAAGUCCAUUUGUAUGCAGUCCCUCAACAAUAGGGAUUCAGUCGGGGGCCAGAAGGCUGUUUUAGUCUGCUUUUACUCUUUUUUGUCAAAAUUAUAGGGCUGGAAAACGAAAGCUUCCUUUAGAUACCAGUUGUUCAUUUAGGAUCCCUACAAUCAGUCCUGCCAUGUUCUGUACCCUUCUGGGUCACCUCCCCCUACUCAGCCCACUGCUAUUCAGAGACCUCUUUAAAACAUUACCUGGGGCAGAUACAUUCAUGCAUUUAGGGUAAAAUGCAGUAUCUCAAGAAUUGUGCUGAUCAUACUUCAAUUGGACUUUUUACAGAAGUCCCCAGCAUGGUUGGCUUGCAUCACCGCAUUCCACUUGUUCCUUUCGGAUAGUAGCUUAGAGAUACAGAUAAAUUUAGGAAUCAAGUGAUUUGCUGUAUUCUGUCAAAGCAGAAUCAUACAUGGAAAAAAAUUGUGAAUCUAUGCUUGGAUAUUAUUGCUGGCUUAUUGUGGUUACCUUUCACCUAUUGAAAAAACAUCAAAACAUUUAAAGAAACAGCUUUCCAAACACGUUUCCAAAUAAUUCAAUAGCAGUGAUCAAAUAUCGUUAUGUAUAAUAUACAUAAAAUAUUUUGGCUUGGUAUAUAACUUUAUUAGCUAUGAUGGCCAUUGGCAACAUAUAAGGGUAAUUAUGAAAACCAUCCUGUUCGCAUAAUGCAAAGUACAUGCUAACAGGUUAUAUAUAUAUAAUUCUUCAAGCCUGUUCUAAAAUCUACAACUUAAAUUCCCACAUAUUCAGAGUUUGAAUAUUGGUAGUUAAAGCACUUUAGAUGUAUUCUGCAAGCCAAGGCUCUUUUGUGUUUCUGCGAGCCAUGGUUUUCUAUAGCAUUUGUUUCUGUACCUGCAGAUACUCGGUCAAAAUCAUAUAUUUUUGUAGAGUACUUUCCAGUUCUUUAUUUCCCUAUUCAUAAGAAUGCUGUUCUGUAGACUCAAGGAAGUGUUUUUCUUUUUACCUGUGAGAACUCUUUUGAAAAGAGCGGUUUCUUAGUUUUCUAUUAAUGUAGAUUUUCUUUGCAGCAAAUACAAACGAGACCUUGAAUAAGAAUUUUUCACUAGAUAUAACGAGAAAAUGGGAUGAGGUUUUAAACAUUAAGAAGGAAAUAAAAAUGAUAAUAUUAGAGAACAAUGAAAUAAUUUCCUAGUUUCUUAGUUUUCUAUUAAUGAAGUAUAAAAUGCUACUAAAGACAAGCAAACUUUUAUAAGCUGAAGCAGUUGAGUAAAAUAAAUCCACUGAAUGUUAAUGAAUAUCAUUUACAUAAAAGUUUGGGAUUAGAAGAAAAGACAGAUUAAAGUCCUAGCUUGUAUCCUCCUUACUAGUGAAAAUAUGAAACUUCCAAUUCAAUUGCUAUUUUAGUUGCAAAUAUUGGCAUUAGUGUGCUCAUCUAUCUAGAUCAGUGAUGGCUAACCUUUUUGCCAUCACAUGCCAAAAGCGGGGGGGGGAGCGUGGGGGGUCACGAGUGUGUGUGCCCACAUCCAUAAUUCAAUGCACCCUCCCUCCCAUGCAUGCGCAUGUGACCCCCCCCACUUCACCCUGCUUUUGGCACGCAAUUGCACGGUGGGCCUGGUAGGCCCGUUUUUCCCCCUCCUCAGGCUCCAGAGGCUUUCUAGGAGCCUGGGGAGGGGAAAAACAGCCUUCCUCAUCCCCCCGGAGGCCUUGCGGAGGCCGGAAACAGCCAGUUUCCCGACUUCUGGUGGGACCGGAAGGCUUGAAAAUCAGUUGGCCAGUGCGCGCAUGCGCGCUGGAGCUGAGCUAGGGCAACACUCGCGUGCCCACCAAUAUGGCUCCGCGUGCCAUCUGUGGCACCCGUACCAUAGGUUCGCCAUCACGGAUCUAGAUGGUAGCUGGCAGAAAUGAAUUCUGUCUCACCUUUCCUGUUAGGCCUGCAGCACAGAAUUUCACAUGCUCAGGUCUGACACUGCUCAAUCCAGAGGGGGAAAAAGAUGCUUCUAUGUAUGCAUAUCUCUUGCUCAGUUGGAUGCAAAACAUUUAUUGAUUUAUAUGUUACAUAAACAUAAAGGUUUAUGUUUAUAUGAUUCAUAUGUUACAGAUUGUUAAAAUAGUUCAUCUCUUAUACAAUUAUUUAAAUUUGCUUGGCUGCCUUAAAAACUAAUUUCAAGAAUUCAUAAACAUGAAACAAUCUGGGGUUUUGACAAAAUAACUGGGUUUCUGAAGCAGAAUUACUGGUGGAUUGCUUUCCAGUGUUGAAGUUUAAUAAAAUACAUUCUAUUUAUUUAUUAUAUUAAUUAAGGUAGCUGAACUAAAAAGUGUUAUGUGUUAGAAGGAAAGUUAUAUUCAAAAACAGAAUAAAGCAGAGCAGCUUUAGUUGGAAAGAUGGAUGCAAUAUGGAGUCCAAAUGUUUAGUGGCCGUCUGUUAAAUAUGACUCAGCUUUGUUGCCAAAGAGCAAAAGAUCUGUUUUUUCACUUAAAUAAUCCUUUUAGUGAUUAGAAUUACUUAAAAACAAAAUAUUUGAUCAUAUUCUAAAUGAAACAAUAAUUGGUCUGAUGCAGUUUAAUCAAACCAAUUGUUUUUUAUUAGAUUGUUUUAUUGAUUUUUUUUGGUAAUUUCUUUGUUGAUUGUUGUGAGUUGCACAGAGAUGCUGGGAGUUGGGUGGCAUAAAAAUUUUAUUAUUAUUAUGUCUGGUUGCACAAUUAGCCAGAUGUUUUAGAAUGGAUUUGGCAUUUUUAUUUAUUAUUAUUACUUCAAUCCAACAACAAUUUCAGUAUAUCAUUGAACACUUUAUGAAGGAUUUGCUUUUUAUUUAAAGAAUGCUCCCAUAAAUGCUUUCUUUUUGAAAUUUAGAAUUUUAAUAAGCAAAAAUAGGAGUCCAAAUGUUUUUGUUUUAUGUAAACAAGCAGUCUAAAACUAGUAUUUCUAACAUUAAAAGAAUGGCCAGAAAUGGUAAAGCCAAAUUUAAUCGUUCAGUCUCACCAAUUCUGGAAAAUUAGCCCUUACUUUAAACUUUUUCAUUAAAAUCAGUUAGUCUUCAGAUUUUUAACUAUUAUCUGAUAUUUAAAUUUACCUAUCCACAAUUUUAUUGCUUUAAGACAGAAAGCAAUUGAAAAAAACCCUUAUUGAUGGAAAUUUAGUAUUUUAUCAGAAUUGUCUAUGUAUGUGUUUAUGGGUAUUUUUGAAUUAUUAAUAUUCCAAGCUUGAUGUUUUUCCUCAGUGUUGCUGUCAUCUACGCUGUAUGUGCAUCUUUAAUGAGAUGGUAAUUGUCUGUAAUAAAUUAAUAAUUUUGAUGCUUGUA